AUAUUUCUAGUAAUGAGCAAUAAUGUCUCUUGAUGAGCAAUAAUGUCUCUUGGUAUUAUAUUCUCUGAUACGAUAGUAUCUACUGUAGAAGUUGGUGUAGCUGUCUACAACGAAAUACUCGGUGAUCCUGCAAAUGAUCCAGAAAUAAUUGCAAAUUCGCGCCGCGACAUGAAACGUACACGACGCAGGAUUCCUCAGAGCUUGGUCAGAAGAGUGGCUCAGACGCUGCCGCUUAAAUCUGAGCCUCGUCUUAAAAUACCGAUAACGAGAUUCCAAGAAGAGUACGGGAUAUCAGUAUCUAAUAAUGGGAAGUACAGCGUGUCUCCUUUUGAGGACACAUCUUGGCUUUACGAAGAGGAGGGUCACAUUAACAGCUCUUACAGGACUCACAAGUUUACACCGACCCCGUACCCGAAGGACUUUAUCCAGCGAUGGGAACUGAGACCACCCCGUGAGCGCAGCCGACACGGCUCUGGCAACGAGGAUCUAGAUAGUGGCCUGGAUAGUGUGAGUGUGUGCAAGAGUGGUAUGAGUGAGGUCGCUGAAGAGAGGGUGGCGGCACUGGAGAACGAGCUGGCUAGUCUGAAGGCGAUGAUGGCGUCUAUUGCGCUGGCGCAGAUGCAGCCUACAGCAGCAAGCACACCGGCUUCUGUCAAAAGCACCCCACGCACUCCUGCACCACCACCUCCUGCACCACCAGCACCUGCACCUCCUGCUCCGGCUUUAGCUUCCAAUUCCAGGCCCGGCUUCAAACCUUCCGUUCCUUCUAAAAAGAAUUCUAACAAACUUCCGGAGAUCAAUGAGAAUAAAGUGGCCGAACCGAGACAGGGUGAUUUCUCGAACGUUUUGAAAGAUGUUGGAAAGCAAAAAUCUCUACUCAAAUCAGUUGAAAAAUCGCCUGGCGGAACUCCGAUAAGAAGGCAGCCAAAACCGUGCAAUCCUCAGGAUCCUAGUACUAUUCUCGCAAACGCUCUGCGGCAAAAGUUUGCCAACACGCCUACAACCAUGAACGAAAGCACCGAUUGCGAAAGAUCAUUCAACGACUCUCUACCGACAUAAGAUAAGACAUCACAAAAAGAUGAAAGUGGGACCUCCUGAUACUCCAUCAAACAAUGAUUGUUUGAUUGACUCGUUUUAUACUAAUUUAUGUCCACUAACAAUCUUAGUUGCUAAAAUUGUGUUUUGAUCGUAUUUUAAUUUACAGUAAAUAUCAAGUUUACCGAGUUUAUGUCCAAUCACAUGAGACCCGACAAACCAUUUUAUAUGUCGGUCAAUCAUCUUUUGAAAGCGACAGAGUAUUUAACUUAUUGUUCAUUCAUUUUGUUUAUAAAUAUGAAGUUACUGGCUUCGAGAGUUGGAGUUAAUAUUAACAGUUACAAUCUUGGUUUCUUGAACAUAGAUAACAACAAAUCAAUCUCAUUGCUAUCGCUAGUUUUUAAUUAAAAUGGACAACAAA
This is a messenger RNA of Bolinopsis microptera, 1456 nucleotides long. RefSeq names its product mitochondrial fission regulator 1-like. The transcript has 7 exons. Gene Ontology annotation, cellular component: mitochondrion. Gene Ontology annotation, biological process: aerobic respiration; mitochondrial fission. NCBI's taxonomy places the organism in Eukaryota, Metazoa, Ctenophora, Tentaculata, Lobata, Bolinopsidae. The record is from RefSeq and is a predicted model, not a curated record. Bases 43 to 1059 code for a protein of 338 amino acids.